AAGCACUCCCACAAUAACAGUGUUGACGUCACGCUACCACCGCUCCCGUUGGAUACAGCUGCAAAACUGCAAGAGAGGGGUGAUUGAAGGGAAUAGCUAAGCGGCGGUGGCGGCAGCCAUCUUAGAACUAUCGCGGUUGCAGAAUUACAUCUUAUGGAUAUUUAUUUACAGGGUGAAUUAUAAUUGAUUGCGUUGACGAGGAAUAGAGAAGAGUGUUUACGUCUCUCGUGUUUUUUACUUAUAAAACGGGAUGCAGUUCCGUAGGUAUAAACCCUUCGCGUCUGCAAUCGGACUGGUCCUUGGACUAUUAUGUGCGGUGGAGGCAACCAAAGUUAAUAAGCAUAAGCCAUGGAUCGAGACCACAUAUCACGGCAUCGUCACAGAGAAUGAUGACAAGGUGCUGCUGGACCCUCCUCUGAUUGCCCUGGACAAAGAUGCCCCACUGCGCUAUGCAGAGAGUUUUGAGGUGACCUUCACCAAAGAAGGAGAGAUCUGUGGCUUCCGGAUCCACGGACAGAAUGUCCCCUUCGAGGCGGUGGUGCUGGACAAGUCCACGGGCGAGGGGGUCAUCCGGGCCAAGGACAAGCUGGACUGUGAGCUGCAGAAGGAGCACACCUUCACCAUCCAGGCCUACGACUGUGGCGAGGGUCCCGACGGAGCUAACAUGAAGAAGUCCCAUAAGGCCAAUGUCCACAUCCAGGUGAAUGACGUGAACGAGUACUCACCCGUGUUCAAGGAGAAAUCCUACAAGGCCACCGUCAUCGAGGGGAAGAAGUACGACAACAUCCUGAAAGUAGAGGCUGUGGACGCCGACUGCUCCUUCCAGUACAGCCAGAUCUGCAGCUAUGAUAUCGUCACUCCCGAUGUGCCCUUCUCCAUCGACAAGGACGGCAACAUCAAGAACACAGAGAAACUCAACUACAGCAAGGAGCGCAUGUACAAGCUGACCGUGACCGCCUACGACUGUGGAAAGAACCGGGCCUCCGAGGAUGUCCUCGUCAAGAUCAACAUCAAGCCCACCUGCAAACCAAGCUGGCAAGGGGGGACAGGAUUUAAUAAGCGAAUUGAGUAUGAGCCUGGCACUGGGAGCCUGGCCCUGUUUCCCAGCAUGCACUUGGAGACCUGCGAGGAGCCAAUCACCUCUAUCCAGGCCACCAUUGAGCUGGAGACCAGUCACAUUGGCAAGGGCUGCGACAGAGACACAUACUCUGAGAAGUCCCUGCACAAGCUGUGUGGUGCCAGUGGCAACACCGUGGAGCUGCUGCCCACUCCCAGCAGCACUGCCAACUGGACCGUGGGCCUGCCCACAGACAACGGCCACGACAGCGACCAGGUGUUUGAGUUCAACGGCACACAGGCCAUCAAGAUCCCCGAGGGCGUGGUGAGCACUAGCCUGAAGGAGCCCUUCACCGUCUCCGUGUGGAUGAGGCAUGGUCCUGGGGGCCGCGAGAAAGAGACCAUCCUCUGCAACUCUGACAAGUCAGAGAUGAACAGGCACCACUACUCGCUGUACGUCCACAACUGUCGCCUGGUGCUGCUUCUGAGGCAGGACCCUACAGAGGCCGAGAGCUACAAGCCUGCCGAGUUCCACUGGAAGCUGGACCAGGUCUGCGAUAAGGAAUGGCAUCAUUACGUGCUGAACAUCGAGUUCCCCUCGGUGACCCUGUUUGUCGACGGCGUCACCUUCGAGCCGUUCCUGGUAACCGAGGACUACCCCCUGCAUGCCUCCAAGCUGGAGACCCAGCUUACCAUUGGAGCCUGCUGGCAAGACGGCUCAGGAGUUGACAAUGAGACCGAGGCCGUGUCUGAGCCUCCCACAGGUGGCAGUGCCCACAUGGCUCAGUACUUCAGGGGCAACCUUGCCGGGCUCAUGAUCCGCUCGGGCAAGCUGGACAACAAGAAGGUGAUCGACUGCCUGUACACCUGCAAAGAGGGCCUGGACGUGCAGCUUCCUGAAGAGGUGGCCAACACUGUGAAGGUGCAGUUAAACCCCAACCAGUCUUCUCUGACCCUGGAGGGUGAUGACAUUGAGAGCUUUGAGAAGGUCAUGCAGCACAUCUCCUACCUGAACUCCAGGCAGUUCCCCACACCUGGCAUCAGACACCUCCGCAUCUCUACCACGGUCAAGUGCUUUAACGAGGAGACGUGCAUCUCCGUGCCGGACUCCGAGGGCUAUGUGAUGGUACUGCAGCCCGAGGAGCCCAAGAUCAGCCUCAGCGGCAUCGACCACUUCGCCCGCGGCGCUGCCGACUUCGAAAGCACCGAGGGCGUCACCCUCUUCCCCGAGAUGCGCAUUGUCAGCACCAUCACCCGCGAGGUGGAGCCAGAGACUGAGACCGAAGGCGAGGAUGACCCCACGGUUCAAGAGACGGUGGUGUCAGAGGAGAUCAUGCACAACCUGGACACGUGCGAGGUGACGGUGGUGGGCGACGACCUGGACGGCGAGCAUGAGAGCCUGGAGGUGGACCUGGCACAGGUGCAGCAGCACGGCCUGGAGAUGAGCUCCUCCAACGUGGGCAUGAUCAUUACCGGCGUGAACACCAUGGCCACCUACGAGCAGGUGCUGCACCUGAUCCGCUACAGGAACUGGCACACGGAGGCCCUCUUCGACAGGAAGUUCAAGCUGGUCUGCUCCGAGCUCAAUGGCCGCUACAUCAGCAACGAAUUCAAAGUGGAGGUGAACGUCAUCCACACAGCCAACCCCAUGGAGCACGCCAACAAUGCCAUGGUUCAGCCUCAGUUCAUCAACCCAGUGCACCACGCCUCAGUGGACCUCUCUGGACACAACCUGGUCAAUGCUCACCAAGCCUCAGUGGUCCCCAGCGCUGCCACGGUCGUGAUCGUGGUGUGCGUGAGCUUCCUGGUGUUCAUGAUCAUCCUGGGCGUGUUCCGCAUCCGCGCCGCCCACCAGCGCACCAUGAGGGACCAGGAGAACGGCAAGGAGAACGAGAUGGACUGGGACGACUCGGCCCUCACCAUCACCGUCAACCCCAUGGAGACAUAUGAGGACCAGCACAGCAGUGAGGAGGAGGAGGAAGAGGAGGAGGAGAGUGAGGAUGGCGAGGAGGAGGACGACAUCACCAGCGCCGAGUCGGAGAGCAGCGAGGACGAGGAGGGCGCCGAGCAGGAGGACCAGCAGGGGGCCAGCAGACAGCAGCAGCUGGAGUGGGAUGACUCCACACUUACCUACUGAGCACACACACACACACACACACACACACACACACACACACACACACACACACCUCCACAAACACUGCUGCACACACUCUCACCAACACCACCACCACCAAAACCAACCCCACCCUCUCACCCGUCAGUCAGUGGGGACCCAUUGUCCCUCCUGCACAUUCCUAACCCACCUCUCCACUCUUCCUAAGGAGCCAUGAUUAUUGAAUCAAAAAAACUUAAAAGCAAAACAAGUAUAUAUGAAUAUAUAUAUAAAUCUCUAUAUAUCUGGUGUCUGUUGUUACAGAUGUGGCAGAUUCAGCUUCAUUUCCACCCAGCCAAGGCUUCCCUGUUGUCAUCUUUUAGUGGUGGUCCGAAGUGUAGGAUAGUUUUCAAAGGAUAGCUAAGGUCGUUUUUUUAUUUAUAUUUAUGAGUUGUUCUUUUUUUUUAAAUCCCAGGGAAGCUUGGUAUAGAUUUUUUUGCAUUGUUCUGAGCUAUGUGAGGACACAACCUUGCACCUUUUUUAUUUUAUUCCUUACACAUGUAAAGUCUUUUAAACCGGAGAAUGAUUUGAUGUAUAUUUCUUGCACAUUUACUGCAUUACUAAUUUGUUUGCCACAGAAAUGCAAGAGAGGCUUGGACUCCUUGCUUUGUCUUUCUUUCUCUCUCUCUUACCUUCUAUCUCUUUCUUUCUUUCUUUCUUUCUUUCUUUCUUCCUUGUGCGCUUGUGAGGGUGAGAACAGGAGAAGCAAGUGAUAAAUGCUUUGAACAUGGAAUUUGCCAUAGUUACGUUUGCUCUCCUUUCAUUUUCCUCUCUUUUCAGUGCAUGAGAAAAUAAAUUUGCCGAGUCAUGUGUAGAGGAUGAAGUUGCUUUUUUGAUAUUUUGUAAAUACAAACGAGACCAUGUAAUUAGUUUGUGUGUGUAGUGAUGGCCUGAACCACGGGUUCCAAGUACAGUAUAUAUUAUAAUGACACAGUAACCUGCUGUAGAUUGUUUGUGUCUCAAAUGCUUUUAGCAUGUUUUAAAAAAAAAAUUUGGCAAAACUCUUCCUUCAUGCUUCUGUGAGACAUUUUCUUCGAAGAGAGAAACCCAUGACAAAAACAAAAACAUCAGUGAGGUUUCUAGGGCAAAGUGUCACUCAUUUUGUCUUUGUUUUUAAGAUGAGGGCAUCAGACUUGAUCAGUCUGUCGGUUAUCAUUUUGCUAAAUCUUUGCCAGGCUUAGGAAACAUGCUCUGUCGCUAAGCUUUGAUGUUUUUCCACUCCUGUUAUAGCCUCAUGAUGGGCCCAAUCUCAGUAACCACGUUGAGGUGCUAAACUUGCGUACGAGUUACAUGCGGUACAGAGUAGUCACACCUGCAGAUGUGCAAUCUUUAGAGGUGAUGGGUUCAACUCAUCCUGUCACCUAACAUAUGACUCUACUGGAACCAAGCCUAGAAUUUUCCUCAUAGGUGCCCUCAGCGACAAUGGUCGUUCUGCCAUGUUGUCGUCUUACCAAACAGAUUUUAUAGACCGAUCGAAGAAGAGGGGUGUCAAGAAUUUGAGCUUUACAAGAACCCAGUCCAGGAACAAGCACACUGUUGCUUCUUGAAUGACAGCUGAAAAUUGCUAUUAGACGUUGUCUGUUGGCUACACUGCAAAAAAAAAAAGAUAAUGGAUAGAUUAACCUUGAUAAAAAUGUAACACUUGAUUAAUUUUUCAUUGGUCUAUCACUGUCAUCAUAGUAAUAGCUAGUCACAUUCUGCUCAGGAAUACUGGCUUACCUUUGAAGCUUGUAGGCUUUUGGCAAUGGGACUGUACUCUUGUGAAAUUGUGAAAAUUGAUCAGGUGUUACCAUUUUUAAUUGUAAAAAUUGAAAUAUUGAAAUAUUUUUUUUGCAGUUGACCACAUUGCUUUAUUCUUCACGCAAUUGUACUGUAGUCAUGUUAUGUUUGUUUACAUUUGCUGAACUUGUUUCCCUUCUGCUAAGUGUAAGACAUUUAUACAACCAAUUGGGAAGAUGUGUCUAGUGUUGAUCUUAUGCUACUGUACUUCCGUUGAAAAGUGAUUGUCUCAUUACCCCAUAAAAACUGGACAAAUAAAGGUUUACCCUACACAAAAUUAUGCAUAGAUGAAAUUGUAUUUAUGGGGAGAACUAAACAGAUAAUUGAAGCAACACACAGAUGUUGAAGAAUGUGGAAAAGCUCAGUAUAAUCUAUGGUUCGAUAGUUGUUUUUAAAAAAAGGAAUGUUGAAGGUAUGCUGUAACUGAAGACGAUCUGAAAACACUCCAUCUUGAAGCAAGCAACCAAGUGUAAUGGUCAUCCGUGCUCAGCAUUGUUAGGAUCUUAUAGUUCUGAGCAUUCUGAAGACCAGUGGGUUGAAUUCAUUUCUGUUUCAUUCUUAUUUUCCUUUGUUUUGGAUAAGCAACUACCCUUCCCUCGAUACAGAAUAGGGCCAAAUAGAGGUCCAGAUAUAAGCUGGUGAAGUUGGGAGUGCCUUUUGCCUAUCACAGCGUAUUAACACAACUAAUAAAGACAAAAAAAAAGACAGAAAACAAAAAAUCACAAUCCACGUCAUAGUCCUGGUGAUUUUGUUUUUACCUUGUUUUGUAAUUAUUUAAUGCUAGAGUUGUUACAAAUUAAGGGGGAGUGAUUUUAUUCAUUUUUUUGUUGUAAUUUGGGGAUACUGGGGGUCAACUGCUAGUUUAAUCAAAAAGUGAAAGUUUGAAUUGUCCUAAAUAGUUGUAUUGUGUUCACGUUGUGUAGAGAAAGUAGGUCCAUAUUGUUAUCAUCGAUAGAUAUUGUACUCAGUCAUGUUUAAGGAAAUCCACUUUUAAAAAGCUGUACAUUAUUGAGAUGCUCUAGGCAGCAUCAUGUGGGUAUGAAUUUACCAAUCUGUGUAUAGUGAAAGGCCAUUUUGAAGUGUAUUGCCUGAUUUCCUGACAAAAACAGUAUGUAGAGGGCAGCAUGACAUUUACUGGAAGCAGCGAAAAUAACCAGUUCUCUACAAAACUCACACAAUAUUCUUGUAAUAGUCUUUCACAGACAAACACACACAAAAUUAGUUGGUAUCACUAUUUUUCUUUCCUUGUGAAGUCAUUCUAAAUCCAGUUGAGGUUGCUUUGGUAACCACAGGAUCAACACGUCAACCAUUCCAUUUCAAGUCCAGAUUUGACUUUGUAUGCAAAAAGUUCCAUUGGGUUGUAUUUCUGCUUAAUCCUUUCUAUAGCCUUUUUUGCUGGGUGUUGGAGGCAGUUGUCUUCUCCUAUUGGUGGCCCUAUUGGUCGCCACGGACAUGUGUCAUUAUGGGAUGUAAUGGAACAUCCAUUACCCUGCAGGAGAAGCCCCAGAUGAGACUAAAGUUUGACGGGAGAGAUGUUAAACAAAGCAUUGUCUUAGCAUGAACAGCCCAGCUAUUACAUUUUGUGUGUAUUACACAUUGGACACUGGGCUUGGGAGAGUUGGCAGAGGAAUAAAUAUACUACUGAUUCUCAGACUGUCUGAUUCGCAGGCAUACACCUGCUCCAGUGUCAUCUGCCUACCUUUUUCUUUUCAUUUUAUUUUGCUCUUAAAAACAGAAGGCACAAAGAAUGGAUGUUUUUAGAAUUGUUGGAUGCUCCCUUUGUGCUUGUCAGGGCUGCACUCACUCUUCUACCAUUCAAAGGCAAAUGAUGGUGAAGUUUAUGCUUGCUCAUGAACAAAAAUAAAGGAAGUCGAGAUGGGAUACAAAGUGG
Messenger RNA from Alosa sapidissima (American shad), 6881 nucleotides. It is a transcript of the gene clstn1, whose product is annotated as calsyntenin 1. Gene Ontology annotation, cellular component: postsynaptic membrane; cell surface. The transcript is spliced from 20 exons. Gene Ontology annotation, biological process: homophilic cell-cell adhesion; positive regulation of synaptic transmission; positive regulation of synapse assembly. Bases 251 to 3193 code for a protein of 980 amino acids. The record is from RefSeq and is a predicted model, not a curated record. NCBI's taxonomy places the organism in Eukaryota, Metazoa, Chordata, Actinopteri, Clupeiformes, Clupeidae. Gene Ontology annotation, molecular function: kinesin binding; X11-like protein binding; amyloid-beta binding.